This is a messenger RNA of Lathyrus sativus (Indian pea), 294 nucleotides long. The record is from the annotation of a GenBank genome assembly. Lineage: Eukaryota; Viridiplantae; Streptophyta; Magnoliopsida; Fabales; Fabaceae.
AUGACUGCUAAGGAUGCUUACGAAUAUUUUGUACUGAAGGCCCAAGACAUGGCUCUUUCGAAAAACUGGACUCCUGUGAACUGGGAAGAAACCUUCAAUGCGUUUCCCACAAAGCUCCAUCCACAAACAGUAAUUCAUAACUGGUGGAGCUCUGGUGUUUGCCCGAAGGUUGUUACAAAAGGCUUCAGGUGUAUUUUCAGUAACCAGCAUGUAUGGUAUCUUGACCAUUUAGAUGUACCUUGGGAUGUUGUAUAUAACACCGACCCACUAGAAGGAAUACAUGAAGCUUCUUAA